CGGUGCUGCGCGCGUCCUGCCGCUCUGUCUGACUCCUCGCCAAGACUUUCCUGUUGGACACACACUCGCGAGCGCACGCCACCUUAUUUUAUUUUUCAUUCUCUUGUGUUUUUUUGUUUUUGUUUUAGUCUUUCCUUUUACAAACGUGGACUAUUUCUCGGAGGUAACAAUGGCCUGAGAGAUGUAGCGCGAUCAGCAGCUCUGAUUAGGGCGACUGAAUGCCGGCGCCGUGCGUAAGUUAGGAGCAGGUGGAUGGAGAGGCUGGCGGGAUGCAGCUUUCCAGUAGGUCAGAGCCGCUUCGGGGGCGGCAGGACUUCGCAUUCUCGGGUUCUCGGGACACUUUUGCUACUCUGGACGUGAUAUGAGGAUGGUAUUUUUCUGUGGAAAACUGAGAUGUGAUAAUUGAUGCUCCUCCUAUGUGAAAAUUUCUGAGUCAUCCUUAUCCCUAGAGCCCCACACCCUUGGAAGUCAAAGUCUUAUAUUCCCAGGACCCCAGGCUCUUACCUUUAUCCUUGAAUCCAUCACUCAAAGCCUCUUUUAAAUGUAUUUCUGUAACUUUUAUUAGUAAAAGCAGUUCUUUGAAACAUGUCAUUUGAACCCUUGACUCAUUAAUAUUUCCCAUCAUCACUGUACCCUGGAUUAGAGAAACCCAUAACCCUUUAGGAAAUUAGACCACUUUGCUCUCAGCAGUCAUGGCCUUGGAUCAGUUGCCCUUCCUCCCAACUUCCCCUAACAAUUCCAUCCCUGAGCCCUUCUGGUACGACAUCCAAGGGAAUGACUCCGACCUGGGCUUCAACAUUUCCCAAGACAAGGAGCAUCACCAGGACAAGACCAGCUCAGUGGUCAUUACCUUCAUCUACUUCAUGGUAUGCGCUGUGGGAUUGUGUGGUAACACCCUGGUCAUCUAUGUUAUUCUACGUUACGCCAAAAUGAAGACGGUGACCAACAUUUACAUCCUCAACCUGGCAGUGGCAGAUGUUCUGUGCAUGAUGAGCCUGCCAUUCAUCGCCCUGCAGCUGGCGCUGGUGCACUGGCCCUUCGGAGAGGCUCUGUGCCGAAUGAUCUUGAGCGUAGACUCUCUCAAUCAGUUCACCAGCAUCUUCUGUCUCAUGGUAAUGAGCAUCGAUCGAUACCUGGCUGUGGUUCACCCUAUUAAGUCUACAAAAUGGCGGAAACCCCGUGUAGCAAAGCUAAUUAACCUCACAGUAUGGGGUGUGUCGUUGUUAGUCAUCCUGCCAACUCUGAUCUUCAGUGGACUGAACAAGGUUCCAGUGUGUGGCAUUGUGUGGCCGGAGCCUCAGGAUGUCUACUACACGGCCUUCAUAUUCUACACCUUCUUCAUUGGGUUCUUCCUGCCGCUGGCAGUUAUAUGUAUGUGCUACCUGCUCAUUAUAGUCAAGGUGAAGUCAUCCGGAUUGCGUGUGGGCUCCACAAAGCGUAAGCGUUCAGAGCGCAAGGUGACCCGGAUGGUGUCCAUCGUGGUGGCGGUGUUCGUCCUCUGCUGGCUGCCUUUCUACAUUUUCAAUGUUACCUCUGUCACCGGCUCAAUCAAGCCCACCUCUGCUGUGAAGAGCACGUUCGACUUCGUGGUGGUGCUCGGCUACGCUAACAGCUGCGCCAACCCCAUCUUGUACGCCUUCCUGUCAGACAACUUCAAGAAGAGUUUUCAGAAUGUUCUGUGCUUGAAAAAGGUGGCAGGCCUGGAUGAGGUAGAGCGCAGCGACAGCAGGGCAGACAGGAGCAAGAUGAUUAACGAAGCUUCGAUUAUUAAUGCCAACCUGUACACUCACAAUCCUACCCUGCUCAAUGGCGAACUGCAGACCAGCAUUUAAAGGAGUGCCAGUAACAGACUGACAGGCUGCCAGUGUACUGUGGUAACCCCAAGUUAAAACACAAAUGAGAAAACGGAUGAUGUAAGAACUGCUCGUGGACACUGAUGCAUGAGCAAAGUCGAAUUGAAAAAUAAACAAUUUCUUAAUCUUUUUAAAGGUCAGGGGAAGUGCACUGACUCGAGCUCAAAAUUCUUGUUAAUUGGGUUAAUGAAGCAACUUGAGCUUAUUAACCCCAAGGCGGAGCAAGAAUAUGUAUUUUACUCAAGUACUUUUCAGAGAUAAGUGACAUGAAACAUUUAUAAGAAUGCUAUUUGUGCUUGCCAGCUUCAAGCUUUUAUGGAGUUGCCCGAAAUGAUCUUGAGGAGGCAGGAUGUGAAAGUGGAGCGUGGUGGAAAGGACGAAGAAAUAUUUUGGAUAGUACUCCAAUGGCAGAGAGAAGUCUGAGGGGACCGAGUACCAUCCUUGCUCUAGUUGACUGAUUUUUUUCUCUUUUUUAAAAUGUGUGUGUGUGUGUGUGUGUGUGUGUGUUAGCUAAAAAACUUUAGGCAACGAUUUCUCCGGAUGUGGAAGUACCAUGGAGAGAAGUAGGCAAAACAUUUGAUUGAAAACAGCCAGCUCUGUAAUUCCCCAGAGCCUCGAAGAUAAGAAUCUGAGUCUACAACCUGAAGGUUCAUGCUCAUAUUUUAUUCAUAUCAGGUGAUUAGUCUGGUCUUACAUGAUCAGCGGGGCAACGAAACGGCAAAGCCGACAAACAAAGGAUGUUAUUUUCUCUCCAUUCUAGCUGGUAUCAAGAUGGAAGAAGCUACAGAUCUGCAAACCUCUGAAUAUUACAUCCUGGAUUAUUGAUUUAGUGAAAGAAUGGGAAACUGUGUCUGUCUCUAACCUUGUUCCCUUACAACAGUUUGACUUUGUGCAUAGGAAAAAGGCUUUCUCUCAACCUCUUGGGAAACUUCACAAAUGUGGAUGUGUUGAAAUCAAAAACAAUUUUAAAGGAAAAACCUGCUAUUACAUUGUGUAUUUCUGAGUUUGUAAAGUCCCAUCAAAAGUAUUUUUACCGUAUCCUGAACUUUACAUUACUUUGUGCCGUUGUAAAGAGCCCCCAUAAGUGUAAAGUGCUGUGUUUUGGCAAUGUAAGAGUUCCCAAUUUAAUGUCGUAACACUCUGCUCAGACUCACAUUUGGUUCAGCCAGCGUGUGCCUGCAAAGAUGCCGAAAUUUCACAGAAGGCGGACAAAUGUGUCAUGUAACCGAACAGGGAAGGAGAGAGAGAUGGAUGGAUAAGGAGACGCAGAAACAUAAAAAAAGAACUAAAGCUUGUGGAUGCAGUGUAUGCGCUGAGAACACAACACACGUGAGGACAAUGCUUUGAAGACUGAAGUGUGCUGUGUUAGCAUGACUGACAGGAAGAGAUCAAGGUGACAACUUGAAAAAUAAUGCAUUAUUUCUUCAAAGACACAGUGUUUCCAGAGCCGGGAUGUAUUUCUUCAUAAAUAAAUGUAAGGAUAGCUCAAACAUGCAGUUUAUACAGUGUAUUACAUUUAAAAAGUCAUUUGUCGUGGACUUGUUUGCUAAAUGGUAAUAAGAAACACGACCACGAGAGGCAGCAUAGUCUAGUAACAAUUGAUGCAUUUGCACUUCCGUAAAGUCCUUUUUUAAGGAAUAUUAAAUGGAGUGCUUUUGUUGAUUUCCUGUGUGAUGGAUGUCCAUAUUAAACAUGUAGUUUGAAAUAAUGAGGCUUGUGUAUGUACAGGUAACAUCUAAGAUCCAAACAUUUGGUCUUCGUGAUUCGUUUUUUCUAGAAUCGGCUCUCUAGGAUGUCAGUGAGACGGAAUAUUCCUAAAAUUAUCAUCUCAGGCUUAUAGCUCUUGCUGUGAGCACAAAGCUCUGCCUUUUCAGACCUUCUGCUUGCGAGGGGCAGCCAAUCAGAAGAAAACUGGCACUAGAGCUUGUUUCAGACAGAGGGUGAAAUGAGGUGCUGCAUCAAUGCUCAGUAUGGUAUAAUUUUGAGCUUUUACUGCGCAAAGCUACUCUAGUAAACCCCAAGAAUAAUUCAUGACAUGGAGUUGGAAAUUAGCAUAAUAGCCCCUCUUUUAAAAUCAAGGACACUGCUGCUGGGAACAUGUCACACAUUUCCGGACACAUUCAAGUUUUAUGUCCAAAUGAACAGUUCAGCAAAGUUUAGAUAUAUGAAAAUAUCAGGUCAAAACAAAUUUAAAACCACAUGUAGUUGGUCUUCACAGUCGCUAGAGUUUGUUGUUGCGGUAUAUGGCAAACAGCAUUAUGAUCAACAUAUUUUGAAUAGUAUUUCACUAUCUCUCAAUUGCAUUUAAUGCAUUGAAUUAAGAGCGGAAAUAAUAAGUAGACAGCUAUAGCUCAAAUUUGCGACCAAGUCUAUUAUUACCGGACAUUUAUAUAUAUUUAGAUCUAUAUUUUGAGACUCUGGGUUGCUUGCAGGGUGGUUCAAGCCUCGGCAGUGUUGGUCUGUCAGUUCACUAUUUUGCUAAAUUGAUCAGACCUCUUUGAUGAAUUAAGAUGUUUUGGCGAUCCCUUAACAUUCCAUCAAUUGCCAUCGUCAGGUCUGUCAUUUACACUAUUUGAUAAUGUGGUUUAAAAUCCAAUUACCUGCAAAACUAAUGGAAAGAAGUUAUUGGUUCAGCAGGUUUAAACGCCUGUAUACAUAUUUAGUUAGAUACUCUGUGUUCCAGAACAUACAGAGCUGAAUAGAGAGCAUGGUAUAAGGGAAACAUGACUUUUCUGUCCAGAAUAAGGCCCAAAAUAAAAUAGUGAGUUUUGAAAAGUGCCAAUUCCAUUCAUAGUCUUCAUCAGGAUUUUGACCAUGACCUACAUAAUACUGAAUCAGUCAAAAGUAGAUGUCCAAAAUUUAAACAGCAAUGCCUCUGAUUAGUUAAAGCUGGUGUUGUAAUGGAAAUGUUCAAACCCACUAACACUUAAUGAGCAUGAAACGUAAGAAACCCUAAUCCCAAACACACACAACACAAAUUAUAAAAUUCAUUCAAAAAGACUACAGUAAUGUCAAGGAUUAAAUUCAGGAAGUUUGGGAGAUAUUUGCUGAGGAAUGUAGUAGUUCCUUCACCAUUCAAAGUAUUUAUAUAAACAGAUUUUCAUGUUACAGUUCACCUGGUAGCUGCUCAGCUUGGGUCAAGGCUUCAAACAUUUAAUAUGAAGGUUUCUUGGAGAAAUUCCCUUCUGGAACUAGAGCCCUUGGAAAAGUAGGCGCUCAUUGAUGCUGACAUCCUGACAAUUAUAUUAUACAGAUAUUUAGCGAGUGUGUUAACCUUUUAACAUUGUGUUUAGCAUGUUAGCAUGCUAGCUUUCCUUGAAUUUGCAACUCAGUCAGAAACAUUAGCAAGCUAACAUGUUAGCAAGGAGUAAAAAUGUUCAAUAAAUAUCUGCAUAAUAAACUGCUAUCAAUGUAAAGAUGUUAGCAUGCUAAAGUCAGGGCUUAGAUUAAGUAAAGCCAUGGAGCCACAAGGGCUACAGGAUAUGUUUAGCCUCUUUGAUUUGGAAGUCUUCUUAUAUAUCAGAUAGUGUUUAUAUCGUCCAUCAUUACUAAUUUUAACUUACCUACAGCAACUGGCUAGCAAAAACAUGACCAAUAUAGAUAUAAUUUAUUCUGUAUGAGCAAAAUGGGCUUCAGCAAAAAGAUCUUCACAAUAGCCUGAAUUUAGAAACCCUUACCACGUCCACAGAACACAUCCCGUUCUGUUCUAGCUAUCAUGAUUUUACUCACAUCCACUUCCACAAGACACCUUCACAACACCUGGUUCCCAGACUAUUUGUCAAAGCCUCUACAGCAACAACAAGAUUGCUGGGUACACGCUCCACUGUCAGAUUGAGUUGGUUCCAGUAUAUCAGUCAGGCCGGAAGCUCGCAAUCAAUGCAAUCAAAAGAGAUGAGGUAGAAGAGGCUACUCCUAAUAAUAUUAAUGUGAGGCUCUGCACACACAGAGAGGCAAGUCCCAGUUUGUAGCAGGCAACACACCCAGUAAUUUGUCGUGACAUUCUGUCUGUGUUGUCACUGCUGCAGGUAGUAUUUCCAGCAGGGUCAGUCGCACCUUCAGUAACAGGUCAGAACAGGAUUACAAAGAUACCCUAUGAAUCAUGUUUAUGGAAGUUUGUAGGCAUGCUGUGAUUUAAUGUGCUUUAGCCCUGUUUCAUACUCUGUCACACAGACAUCCUUGUACUAUAGUCUGAAAAAUACAUGAAAUGACGAUGGCGACCGGACUGUGUAUGUAACAGCAAUCAAAGAGUGAACAGUAAACAGGAACCGUAAUGAAGUAUAUGCAGUAUAUUUUAGUAUGUUUUCCUUUUUCUGCUUUACUAAAUAACAUGUGCACCGCGGUGAAAAGACUCAUUUCAGAUCCUCACCCACUGCAGUUAAGGUAUUUAGCGUCUUCAAGCCUGCAGUGUGAGAACUGAUGUCCCAUCAUCCAGAGUUAAUUACUUGAACUCUCUGUGUUUUUCUGUCUGUUUCUUUCUCAGUCUUUCAGUCACAUUCACGGCUGGUGGAGUGAAAUGUGAGCUGACGCACUUUUUACACCCACCUAAAGUGAACGACGAAAUGUACUGAACCAUACUGAAGAAAACACACAAAACACCGUUUCCACUGGCUACUCGGACACGCU
Molecule: messenger RNA, 6476 nt
Organism: Maylandia zebra (zebra mbuna)
Lineage: Eukaryota; Metazoa; Chordata; Actinopteri; Cichliformes; Cichlidae
Product: somatostatin receptor type 2
Biological process (GO): cellular response to glucocorticoid stimulus; neuropeptide signaling pathway; cellular response to estradiol stimulus
Cellular component (GO): neuron projection; plasma membrane
Molecular function (GO): somatostatin receptor activity; neuropeptide binding
Source: RefSeq, a predicted model, not a curated record